Messenger RNA from Sinocyclocheilus grahami, 1706 nucleotides. It is a transcript of the gene dda1, whose product is annotated as DET1 and DDB1 associated 1. The transcript has 5 exons. The record is from RefSeq and is a predicted model, not a curated record. Gene Ontology annotation, biological process: positive regulation of proteasomal ubiquitin-dependent protein catabolic process. Gene Ontology annotation, cellular component: Cul4-RING E3 ubiquitin ligase complex. Bases 233 to 547 code for a protein of 104 amino acids. NCBI's taxonomy places the organism in Eukaryota, Metazoa, Chordata, Actinopteri, Cypriniformes, Cyprinidae.
CACACACACACACACAGAGAGAGAGAGAGAGCGAGACGCUAGUCGCUAGUCAGUCGGUAUCUGUGAGAUCUAUAACGUCAGCUGCUGUAUAUUUGUGUUCACGCGUAUUUCUGUGUUUUAGUGUCGUAUUCAGUAGUACGAGUGAGUGUUACCGGCUUCAAAUCUCUGAUUUCUGUCAGUGUUCAGGCCUGUCUGAGCACGAACACACCUACAGGACUGAACCGACCUCACCAUGGACAAAGCAGAUUUCCUAAAAGGUCUACCUGUGUACAACAAGACAAACUUCAGCAGAUUUCACGCGGACUCUGUAUGUAAAGCAUCGAACAGAAGGCCGUCAGUGUAUCUGCCUACACGAGAGUAUCCCUCCGAACAGAUCAUUGUCACAGAGAAGACUAAUAUCCUUUUGCGUUAUCUUCAUCAACAGUGGGACAAAAAGAAUGCAGCUAAAAAGCGAGAGCAGGAGCAAGCAGAAGGGGAGGGCGGCAGCCCAGCGCCUCCCCGCAAAAUCGCCCGGACAGAUAGCCAGGAGAUGAACGAGGACUCCUAGAGGAACCCACCAUCCGACAGCACAAGAACGGACACAACAAGCCCAAACACCCGCACGCCACACAGGAAUUUCAUCUCAGAAAGAAAGGAAAUGGAAGAACACUUCUCUUACAGUGUGCUUUUUUUAAUUUUACUGAGUGCUUCCUGAUGCAGUCAGUGCCCCUCACCCAGCCCGUCUGCCCGGUUCUGAACGUGCGAGGCACGACGGGUUUCACUGCCAGCUUUGACGAUUCUGCUGAACUCUGAAUCACGAUAUAUGCGGUGGGGGGUAUAGCGAUAUUCAACAAGCACAUAAUAACGAAUGUCUGCUAAGAAGACGUGUGUGAAAUUUGAUUUGUUAGGAGACGUAAUGCAGUGUAAAAGUUUAAAAACACCAUAGUAAUCUCAGCUGUGAAUGACUGCUUUCAAGAUAUACUCCAAACACACAGGGUCUCUCUCUUCUGUGUCCAAAAAGGGAAAAUUCAGAAAUGUACAGCCACGUUCGGCAGAUUUAGAUGUAGUAUUUUGUGUUGGUAAUGUGACGGUCUUCCUAGCAGGUGCAUACUUGUGCAUGAAAGCACUGUUAGGACUGUUUUCUGUUGUCACAGGUUGAGGAUAACAUUUCGGGUCAUGUAAACAAAUACAAAUGUCAGUCUCUUUCACUUCCCCCGCUGUCAUAUAGGUUUUCAGUGCUGUGUUCGUUCCACACUCAUAAACGGAUCACUUGCCUUCAGAUGCCUGGCUCGAUAUUUGACUUGAUCCCUGUGUGCGGAUUCAGUUUCAGUCUGUUUGCCUUCUAAAUAUGAUGGAAUUUUCCCAGGUUCGAGUUUAAUAGUGUCUCCCCUUUAUCUGGAUUUGUGGUUUUAAUUUGGUGUUCUGAGAUUUAAGGUGCAGCGAUGCAGCAGUUCCUCUUUUAACCUGCAGAGGGAGUCGGUGAGCUGUGGUUGCAGGAUGAUAGGCUACAAUAAACAGGAGGAGCUUUACACAUGAGGCUUAAUACUUAAAGCAAGCGUGCUUUUGAGUCCACAAGUAUACUGUUUUCAUUGUGGCUGGAGACAUGAUGUGAGGUUAAGUCAGCUGUUUCAAGCCAUUUGCCUGCGAAAUUCUUUCUUGUUGAAAAGAUUUAAAUUUAUUGAAGCCAUCAACAUUAACAAAAAAGAAUGCAUGCAACAUGUUUUGAG